Molecule: messenger RNA, 2949 nt
Organism: Cydia splendana
Lineage: Eukaryota; Metazoa; Arthropoda; Insecta; Lepidoptera; Tortricidae
Exons: 11
Coding region: 128-2077 (649 amino acids)
Biological process (GO): glycosphingolipid biosynthetic process; carbohydrate metabolic process
Cellular component (GO): Golgi apparatus
Molecular function (GO): N-acetyl-beta-glucosaminyl-derivative 4-beta-N-acetylgalactosaminyltransferase activity; galactosyltransferase activity
Source: RefSeq, a predicted model, not a curated record
AGUGAGAAUCUCGAUUGGCUCGAAGCUGACGAACUAAAUUAAUAACGUACCUAAUUAAAAAUCAGUUUCCAUUGACAUAUCAAAACAUUUAAAGUAUUGGCGACGUAUAUGCCUAUAAUUGGAUUAAAUGCUUCCAUGGACUACGGUUUACCGCAGGGCGGGAAAGGGAAGGGCAAUCCCAGCGCUACAGCGCGUCAGGGUUAUUUUGGCGAUUGCAUUCUUAUUUAUCAUGCACUCAUUAUACUCAUUUUACAUUGAUUCAUCAAACGAAGAAAGAAGACUCUCUAAAAAAUACACAGUAUUAAUUCGCACAAAGGAAAGCACUUCCACGUCCAGAUAUAUCCACCCACAGCUGUCCGAAGAGCUACCUAACGCAGCUGCUGCAAAAGAAAAAGCGAAUAAUCCCAGUCUUACUCAGUGGUCCGUAGCGGCCAGGCCUAAUAAUGUCAGUGACGUCACCAUAAAGUUUUAUGACUUUCAAGACCUAAACGACGACACUGGAGGCGAAGUGAUCAAUAACGUCAGCACCGUCAGUGGCGUAAACGUUGACAUAAGCGUUGUCAAGGACGUUGAUGUCACAAGUGACGUGAAUGGCGUCAGUGGCGUAAACGUUGUCAGUGGCGUCAACGUCAUUAAGGACACAAGCGUUGUCAAAGACGUUGAUGUCACAAGGGACGUGAAUGGCGUCAGUGGCUUCAUAGUUCCGAGGGUUCCGAGUGACGUCGUCAUCGUCAGUAACGAUACUGAAGAAACUUUUGGAUUAGCAAAUAACGAACGAAAGCUGUGUGACUUACCGUCGGAUUUAGGUCCAAUUUCAGCGAAUACAUCAGAUAUAUCGCUUGAUAUCGUAGAGCAGAAAUAUCCUGAGGUGAAGUUGGGAGGGCGGUACUCACCGCUCGACUGCUUAGCUAGGCACAGAGUUGCGAUCAUAGUGCCAUUCAGAGAUAGACUGAAGAACUUGGCAACAUUCUUGAAUCACAUGCAUCCGUUUCUGAUUAAACAACGAUUAGAUUAUGGUAUAUUCAUCGUGGAACAAAAAGGCACACACGAGUUCAACCGCGGCAAGCUCCUGAACGUAGGUUUUCUCGAGGCUGGUGGAUGGGAGUGCUACAUAUUCCACGACAUCGAUUUGUUGCCGCUCGACCAGCGGAACCUCUACACUUGCCCGCAUCCGCAGCACCCGAGGCUGUAUGAAGCCGCCGAGCUCAUCAUGCAGCUCAUGAACGUGGGUUUUCUCGAGGCUGGUGGAUGGGAGUGCUAUAUAUUCCACGACAUCGAUUUGUUGCCCCUCGACCAGCGGAACCUCUACACUUGCCCGCAUCCGCGGCACCCGAGGCUCUAUGACGCCGAGCUCAUGCAGCUCAUGAACGUGGGUUUUCUCGAGGCUGGUGGAUGGGAGUGCUACAUAUUCCACGGCAUCGAUUUGUUGCCGCUCGACCAGCGGAACCUCUACACUUGCCCGCAUCCGCGGCACCCGAGGCUGUGUGAUGCUGCCGCUGCAGCUAAAUUGAAAGCGAAUUUUGGCGGAGUCUCAGCCCUGACUGUGGAGCAAUUUGCCAAAGCGAACGGCUACUCCAAUGGUUAUUGGGGAUGGGGUGGCGAGGACAAUGACUUGUAUUACAGAUUGUCAGGUUUGGGGUACACAGUCACACAGUACAACUCAGCUAUAGCUCGGUAUGUAGCGUUGAAACACAAACAAAAAUCACGGAACCCAAGAAGAUACCGACUGCUCCUCCAAACGAUCAAGGCCUUCCAAUUCGACGGAUUGUCCUCCUUGGAGUACAAACUUGUUUCCAAAACUCACAAUAAACUCUACACCCACAUAGUGGUCAACAUCGACCAUACGUACGAUGAAGUACAAGAGCUGUUCCAAGAGCAUAACAGUUUUAAACGUUUGAAGGAAAUGUUUGUUCUCCGUGCAAAGCAAAGUCUUCUUCACAACUCAACAACUGUACAUAAACGUAAACGUCGACCAGGGAUUACAAGACCUUAUUCAAGAUUUACAAGACCACGCCGAUUUUAUACUUACAGAGAACCGACUGUUCAUUCUUCAUUCAGUACCAUGAUGCCUUUUUGAUGAUGAGAGAUUUUUGAUCUGGGGAAGUGCUUGCUGUCGGGUCUCUCCUAUCUACUUUUCACACUUGGACUUCAUCGGAUAUAUUUAAAUGCUGAAAUCAAGUUCGUUAAAAAAAACUGUGACAUAAUGACAGAUGACGGUUUUUGCCAUUUUCUUUCCACUUUCCAGUCUUUAACAAAGGGAAGGAGAAUAAAAUACAAGCAAUUUAAAAAACGAAAAAUUUAUUUAUAAAAACCAAUAAGACAAAAUAAAAUUCAAUGAGCUUAUCACCUUUUCUUAAGUAUCUCAAUGGUCACUUAUAUUACCUACCGGUUGUAUACAUUCCUAACUUGCGCUUCGCGCUUGACACAUUCCCAAAUAACCUUCUUUAGACCCACGUCGAAGAAUAUUAUAUACCAACGGACUUUGGCUAUCGUGGAUUAUAAAAUAAUAAACUUAAAUAUUUCUAGUUGUUCGUCGUUUGCAUUAUUUUAUAUGUACAAUUUUUCAUAAAAUUAAUUAAAAUUAUCUUUCACGGAACGGCAUUAAAAUAAUGUAUUGCUAGAGGCUUUUAUAUAUGUCAAAUCUCAAAAUAAAAUUAUAACUUUUAUUAACACAUUGAGUGCCGGGAACCUUCUCGGUUCGUAGUCACUUUCCUCUACAAAGCGUGAUCGGCUACGUCAACCGACACGCGCGGCUAUAGUCCAAUAUCGUGGCGUGGCGUUCAAAGGAUUAAGCGCGACCUUGGUCUAUAAGAUUCCUGUAUCCUUUCACAACAGUUAACGCAUGCAUUCUGUAAAUCUCCUUUAAAUUCGACUUUAAUGUAAAUUUGCUACGAAGAUAAGUUCUAAGAAUACGCUGUCCUGCUUUAUAAUUCUCACUUUUGUAACGUG